Arabis nemorensis is the source of this 2319-nucleotide messenger RNA. NCBI's taxonomy places the organism in Eukaryota, Viridiplantae, Streptophyta, Magnoliopsida, Brassicales, Brassicaceae. The record is from the annotation of a GenBank genome assembly.
AUGAGCAAGGAUCAAAGCUAUGUUCUGAAAGCAUGGGAGGUGACCGUGCGAAAGACCCAGCAAGCGAAGAAGCGGGCAAAUAGCGUUUUUGGAACAGUAUCUGUAGCUCCACAUACAGAUAACGAUACGGCAACUGAUGAGUAUGACGAUGAGACCACCACUAAUAGGAGCAGCACAGAGGAAUUCUACCAUGCCGAGAGAGUGCUUCCCAAUGGAGACUACUACACAGGGCAGUGGUAUGAUAGCUUUCCUCACGGGCAUGGAAAAUACCUCUGGACAGACGGCUGCAUGUAUAUUGGUGAGUGGUACAAUGGGAAAACCAUGGGGAAUGGAAAGUUUGGGUGGCCAUCUGGUGCCACAUACGAAGGAGAGUUUAAAAGUGGUUACAUGGAUGGUAUUGGCACAUACACAGGUCCGAGUGGAGAUGCUUAUAAAGGUCAGUGGGUGAUGAACCUGAAGCAUGGACAUGGUGUCAAGAGUUUUGCAAAUGGAGAUGCCUAUGAAGGUGAAUGGAGGAGAGGUUCGCAAGAAGGUCAAGGAAAGUACCAAUGGAGCGAUGGGAGCCAUUACAUUGGCGAAUGGAAGAAUGGUACGAUCUAUGGCAAAGGGAGUUUUGUUUGGACAAAUGGAAAUAGAUACGAUGGGUUUUGGGAUGAAGGGUUUCCUAGAGGGAAUGGAACGUAUAAAUGGGAUGAUGGGAGUUUCUAUGUUGGCAAUUGGUCUAAGGAUCCAGAAGAAAUGAAUGGUACUUAUUAUCCGUCAGGAAAUGAAGGGAAUCUUGAAUGGGAUCCGAAAGAUUUGUUUAACAAUCUGAGUGAGUACAAGAUCUGCAGUGGAGAGAGGGUUCCCACUUUGCCUUCACAGAAGAAACUAUCUGUUUGGAACUCUUCCAAGCGUAUAGAGAAGCCUAGGAGGAUGUCAGUUGAUGGGAGAGUAAGUGUGGGCGUAGAUAGAGCGUUUGAGAAGAUGAACAUGUGGGGGAACGAAAUCGGUGAAGGAGGUGCCGAUAUGAGAAAGGAGUUGGAUGCAGAGUUGAUGAGAUUAGAAGCUGAAGGCAUUCAGAGCCUGAAGUCGAGCACUGUGCCUAUGAAACUGCCAAAGGCUGGGAGGAAACAAGGGGAGACAAUAUCCAAAGGCCAUCGCAAUUACGAGCUUAUGCUUAAUCUACAGCUAGGAAUCAGGCAUUCAGUCGGAAGACAAGCUCCAGUGGCAUCUCUUGAUCUGAAGCCUUCAGCUUUUGAUCCAAAAGAUAAGAUAUGGAGGAGGUUUCCGCGCGAAGGAACCAAGUACACACCUCCACAUCAAUCUACUGAAUUCAAAUGGAAAGAUUAUUGCCCACUAGUUUUCAGGAGCUUGAGGAAGCUAUUCAAAGUAGACCCAGCUGAUUAUAUGUUAUCGAUCUGUGGGAAUGAUGCCCUUCGAGAACUAUCAUCUCCUGGUAAAAGUGGGAGCUUUUUUUACUUGACAAACGAUGAUCGUUACAUGAUAAAAACAAUGAAGAAGUCAGAAACAAAAGUGCUUCUGAGGAUGCUUGCAGCAUAUUACAACCAUGUUCGAGCAUUUGAGAACUCAUUGGUAAUCAGAUUCUUUGGUCUACAUUGUGUGAAAUUGAAUGGACCAACCCAAAAGAAGGUGCGGUUCGUCAUAAUGGGUAAUCUGUUUUGUUCGAAGUACUCUGUUCACAGACGCUUUGAUCUAAAAGGAUCUUCUCUUGGCCGCACAACCGAUAAACCCGAAUCAGAAAUCGAUUCAAACACGAUCCUGAAAGACCUCGACCUGAAUUUCAUCUUCAGAUUGCAGAAGGCAUGGUACCAAGAAUUCAUCAGGCAAAUCGAUAAAGACUGCGAGUUUCUAGAACAGGAGAGAAUCAUGGAUUACAGUCUUCUAGUUGGUAUUCACUUCAGAGAAGCUUCAGUUGCUGGAGAGCUGAUUCCUUCUGGAGCUCGAACACCUAUUGGUGAAUCAGAUGAAGAAACAGGUCAUCGUCUCUCUAGAGCAGAGGUUGAUCAACUACUUUCAGAUCCCUCAAGGUGGGCUAGUAUCAGACUAGGAACCAACAUGCCAGCACGUGCAGAGAGAACGAUGAGGAAAAGCGACUGCGAGUUUCAGCUUGUGGGAGAGCCUACAGGAGAGUUUUACGAAGUGGUGAUGAUCUUUGGCAUAAUUGACAUUCUUCAAGAUUAUGAUAUCAGCAAAAAGCUUGAACAUGCUUAUAAGAGCAUACAGUAUGAUCCUUCCUCUAUAUCUGCGGUUGAUCCAAGACAAUACUCGAGGCGUUUCCGUGACUUUAUCUUCAAAGUAUUCACAUAUGAUAAUUGA